GCUUCGAUUUCGGCUGAGUUGGCAGGGAAAGGGUUAAUUAAAUGGGCAAAGCCCUCCGGGUCCUAGUGCCGACUUGUUUGGUAUUAUUUAUUUUCGAAGGGGAGUUGGGAGAUUUUGGGGAGCCCAAGGGGAGUUACAAUACAAAGGAAAAUCUCAUUGGAUUUCCUAGUUGUUGUCUACCUGCUGUCCCAGUAUAUCUGCUGUCCUUCAUAUGAAUACUGGUGAUCAGCCUUUGCGUACACUGUUUUGAAACUGUGGAUUUGGGUUUGAAAUCUCAUUCUAGACUUGGAAUAAAGAGAAUGACAGCAACCAUCUCGGAACUGCAGAAUGAGAUUCUGGCCAAACGGGGUCUGCAGCCGGUGGUGAAAAUCGAGGAACUGGAUCCAGAGAAUUCAGACUUGAAAUAUGUAACUAAAUCCCCUUUUUUCAUCCCAUCUGGGGAGCUUGUGAGGUGUGUAGUGUCACAGCAGGCCAGCUAUGAAGGCCAGGAGACAUCACAACGCUGGGAAGUUCAAUGGCAGGAGACUAGUAUGCCAGAAGUUACUUCAGCCUCCUCUCCCGCUUGGGGCAAUCUCCAAGUUCCUCAGCUCACAUCGGCGGAUGAUAUUGAAAUCUAUUUGUCCACUUUCGAGCGGGUAGCUGACGCGUGUCAAUGGCCCCAGGAACAGUGGGUCAGCCGAUUGGUGCCUGCUCUUAGUGGGGCAGCCCAGCAAGCCUACAUCAACCUCAGCAUUACAGACAGAGAUGACUAUGGCAAAGUCAAAGCUGCUAUCUUGUGUCACUGCACCUUUGGGAGCGAGACCCGGCGGCAACGCUUCCGGCGCUUUUGCUUUCAGGAGGCUGAGGGUCCCCGACAGGCUUGCGGUAACUUGCGGAAACUUUGCCGUCAGUGGUUGAAGCCAGAGAUCCACACCAAGGACCACAUCUUGGAGUUGCUGAUCCUGGAACAGUUUCUGACCAUCUUGCCAGAUGAGAUGCAGAGCUGGGUUUGGGAAUGUCGCCCAGAGACUUGUGCCCAGGCUGUGGCCCUGGCAGAGGAGUUUGCUCGGAAACAACAAGAAUCCGAAAGAUUGGAUGCAUGUGUUGCUGUUCAUAUGAAGGUAGAGGAGGCGACUUCAGGGGAUGUUGAGGAGAAAAUAGUUCUGCCUGCUGCCUUGUGGGAUGUCUCUGACCCUCAGACCCCUCCUGGACGCCACUCUCAGAAGACCGUAGAAUGGAGCGGACCUGUAGAACCACAAGAGCUGAUCUGCAUCCUGGGAGAAGAAGCUGAUCCUUCGCUAGAGAUAGCAGAUGUAGGGACUACCAUCCAGGCUACAGAAUGUCCUCCCGAAAUCUCCUUGGAAUUGCCUAAGGAAUCCCGGAGGAAUAUGGGUAAGGGAACGUCAUCAGACUGGGAGGAGGACCAGCGGCUGCGUGAGCGAGACAACUCUUCGGAAGAGGCGCUUAGCAUCAAAAGAAAACGACGGCGAAGAAAGGGCCCAGUACAACCCACCAGGGCCAAGGAUGUGUUGCCAGAAGCCAAGGACCCGGAAAGCCAAGCAAGGGCAUUCUUUUGGGGGGAGAAGCCUUACCAGCUACGAGAUUGCGGGGAGAGCUUCCAUGCCAGGCAGGAGCUUGCUUUGCGCAAAGGGAUCCACCGGUGGGAGAGGCCCUUCCCUUGCGCCGUUUGCGGGAAGAGAUUCACCCGACUCUACCACCUCACCACUCACCUGAGGAUCCACUCGGGUGAGAAGCCUUACCGCUGUGCCGAGUGCGGGAAAAGCUUUGGGGACUUGUCCAAUUGUUACAAGCACCAGAGGAGGCACCGAGGCGACAAGCCGUACUCUUGUGAUGCAUGUGGGGACUGCUUCAGCAAACAGAAAGAACUCCUUGCUCAUCAGAGAACUCAUGAAAACGGAAGGGUACCCUCUCUUUGUUGACCUGGAGAGCGGGGGGAAACGUAAUUUUUUAUAGGCAUGUAAGCCAUAUCUGGGAAGUAGCCUUUGACUGAAUGCCCUAUAUUGAUCCAGAUCUUGAUUAUGUUAGUGCUGGAGGUAGAGCAGGCUUGGUGUAGUGGUUUGAGUGUUGGACUACCCUUAUGCUCAUGUAUAAGUCUAGAAAAUUUAGUCAAAAAAUCAACACCACCCCUAAAAAACUGAUUUGACUUAGCCAUGUGACCCCUGUAUUUUAACUCCUGUCAAAAAAGGAACCACCCCCUUCUCUGAAUAGACAGCUUAGUCCAUUCCAGCAGAACUUAAAAGAAGCACUGACCUCCUCCAUUCUUUCCAUCAUGGUUCCACUUCUGAUCUUUUUGAAUGCUUGGUCAGAGAAAUGGCGGCAUUCGUCAGCAAUGGCUUGACCCCUGAGGUAUCAUUGGUGCGUUCCAAUCUCUGAGGAAUGAUCCCUAACUUAUUCAAUUGGUCAUUAUCAAAAACCCUUGACAUACACACGAGGUCAACCUAUACAUGAGUAUAUAUGGUAGAUCUUCGGGAAACCAAGAUUUGAAUUCCCACUCCGCUGUGGAAAACUUUUAAGUCACCUUCAGCAAGUCACACACUCUUAUGCUUAGAACAGUGGUUCUCAAUCUGUGGGUCCCUGGAUGUUUUGGCCUCCAACUCCCAGAAAUUUUAAUAGUUGGUAAACUGGCUGGAAUUUCUGGGAGUUGUAGGCCAAAACACCUUGGGACCCACAGGUUGAGAACCUCUGGCUUAGAAGAAAGCAAUGUUCAACCUGCUUUGAAGAUAUCUCACCAAGAAAACCCUACGAUAGGGUUACCAUAAGUUGGAGUCACCUUGAAGGCACAUCACAACUACAGCAACAGUUUUCCAAGUGCACCAGAGUAGAAACAGUGGGACAAGAGGUUUUAUUGCCAUGCCUGUGGAAAGUCAUACUAGCUAUGCUGUGAUCAAAUUGUAUUUGGGAGUAGGGGGACAUUAGGAGUGAGUUUAAGGGAAUCUCAACCAUGAGUAAGGUCUCCCAAAGGAAAAUGGUGACCAAGAAAGAGAUUUCAACAGGUUCUGGGUGCCUGGCAUAGACUUCUUUGGAUCAUCUCUCAUGUUUCCUGUGAUGGAGUGUCGAAGUUGCAAAUAUCAGCUUCCACCCAUUUGCAAGGAGCUUGUCUAUAGCUCAGCCUUCCCCAGUACGGUGCUUGCUAUGUGUUUUGGACUACAUCUCACAGUAUCCCUGAGUCAAUUGACUGGAGGAUGCUAGGAGAUGCAGUCUGUUGCAUCUACAGAAAAACAGAUUGGAGAAAGCCAAGCUGUGGCCUCUUUGUCAGUGACUCUUUGGAAUUUCUGUUUAAAACUAUGUCUCUGGAAGGCAGAUAUUCUGGAUGAAGACUAACAUAAUGAAUCUCCUCGUGCUGUUGCUCAUAGAUGGUGAUAUUCUGCCCUUAUGGGGAACACAAGGAAAAAUUGUGGAUACUAAAACACAAGCUGUGUUUUAUUUCUCAGUUCAUUAAAAAAAGCCUAAAGCUAAAA
Anolis carolinensis (green anole) is the source of this 3458-nucleotide messenger RNA. RefSeq names its product zinc finger and SCAN domain-containing protein 16. The coding region runs from base 300 to 1919 and encodes 539 amino acids. Lineage: Eukaryota; Metazoa; Chordata; Lepidosauria; Squamata; Anolidae. The transcript has 4 exons. The record is from RefSeq and is a predicted model, not a curated record.